Molecule: messenger RNA, 2166 nt
Organism: Humulus lupulus (European hop)
Lineage: Eukaryota; Viridiplantae; Streptophyta; Magnoliopsida; Rosales; Cannabaceae
Exons: 4
Coding region: 1-2166 (721 amino acids)
Source: RefSeq, a predicted model, not a curated record
AUGAUUGGAUCUGGGACCACAUUUUCAAAAGGUAUGGAAAGAUAUUAUAAAAGAAUUGAUCCAAAUUUAUCACAUCCUCCGGCACCGAAAGUAGAUAUUGAUUGCAGUACAAAAAGCCAUUGCAGUACAAAGAGACAUUGCAUCUCAAUUGAUAUGAGUGAUCUUCCUACUGAUCCUGGACUGCGGAUUCCAAUUUCAGAUUAUAGCCUGAAUAUUCAAGAUCAAAUUCGAAGACAUUAUUUGCAGCAAGGGCCUUGUCAACCAAAAAAUCAUAAAUUUCUUCCGAAACUUUUUGGAGGCGUGGAGCGUCGGUUCAACAUUGAAUGGUAUGAUCAAUUUCCUACUUGGUUAGAGUAUAGCAUCGAUAAAAAUUCCGCAUUUUGUCUAUAUUGUUAUCUUUUUAAGCAAAAUAAUGGAAAACAAGGUGGUGGUGAGAUAUUUGUUUGUAAGGGUUUUUCAAAUUGGAAGAAAACAGAAACAUUUGCAAAUCAUGUUGGAAAACAUGAUAGUUCUCAUUACGAAUGUCUUGCAUUUCGUGGUCAUGAUGAGUCUGAAGAUUCUAAUAAUCAAGGUAACUUUCUUGAACUUCUAAAUUUUUUGGCUGAUCAUAAUGAGGAAGUUAGAGCUGUUGCUUUGAAAAAUGCUCCUGAAAACCUUAGAUUGACUUCCCCAAGGAUUCAGAAAGACAUUGUAAAUGCAUGUGCUAUUGAAACAAUUGAUGUUAUUAUUAAAGACAUGGGAGAUGCUGUAUUUUCUAUUUUAGUUGAUGAAUCUCGUGAUGUAUCUAUAAAUGAGCAAAUGGUUGUAAUGUUUCGUUAUGUGGACAAGAGAGGGUAUGUGAUUGAACGAUUCAUAGGCAUUGAACAUGUUCCAAAUACAACAGCAAUCUCACUAAAAAUAGCAAUUGAUAAGCUAUUUUCAAAGCAUGGGUUGAGCAUAUCUAGACUACGAGGCCAGGGAUAUGAUGGAGCUAGUAACAUGAGUGGAGAAUUCAAUGGUUUGAAGAGUAUUAUCAUGAAGGAGAAUGAAUGUGCUUUUUUUGUUCACUGUUUUGCUCAUCAGCUUCAAUUAGCACUCAUGGGUGUAGCCAAAAAACAUGAUUUAAUAGGUACUUUUCUCACUGUGGUAUCCAAUGUGGUGAAUAUUGUUGGAGCAUCAUCUAAGCGUCGUGACAUUCUUCGAGAAAAACAAGCUCAGAAAGUCAUUGAAGCCUUAAAAAGUGGACAACUUUCAAGUGGAAAAGGCUUAAAUCAAGAAAAUGGGAUUAAGCGUCCAUGUGAUACACGAUGGGGAUCACACUUUGGCACUUUGGUAAGCUUCACUAUCAUGUUUUCAUCUAUCCUUGAUGUACUUGAGGAAAUUACAAAUGAUAGUUUGAAUAGUGACCAAAAAUAUGAAACAUCUAUUAUGUUACGAGUGGUGCAAUCAUAUGACUUUGUGUUUAGUUUGCAUUUGGUAAAAAAUAUACUUGGAAUCACAAAUGAGUUGUCGCAAGUCUUACAAAAAGGUGAUCAAGAUAUUGUGAAUGCCAUGGAUUUAGUUAAAGUAUGCAAGGAGCAAUUACAAAUAAUGAGAGAUAAUGGAUGGGAUUCCUUAGUAGAAGAAGUUUCUAAGUUUUGUGUGGAAUUCAAUAUCGAUGUUCUAAAUAUGGAUGGAAUGUAUUGUGUUCAAGGAAAAUCACGACGUAGAGCUCUGAAGCUUACAAAUUUUCACUAUUUUCGUAUUGAUUUUUUCAACAGUGUGAUAGAUUUACAACUACAAGAGCUAAAUAGUCGUUUUAAUGAGGCUAACACUGAGUUGCUACUUUGUGUAGCAUGUUUGUCUCCAAAUAAUUCUUUUGAUGCUUUUGACAAGGAAAAGCUAAUUCGUCUUGCUCAGCUCUAUCCUCAUGCUUUUUCUACAGUGGAUUUGAGGGUACUUGAAUUUCAACUUCAAACUUAUGUUGAUGAUUUGCGUUCACAUACUGAAUUUUCAGAAUUGAAAGGAAUUGCUGACCUUUCAAAAAGAUUAGUGGAGACAAAUAAACAUGAGGUAUAUCCAUUGGUAUAUUUUCUUAUUAAAUUGGCAUUAACACUCCCAGUUGCAACAGAUUCAGUAGAAAGGGCAUUUUCAGCUAUGAACAUUGUGAAAAAUCAAAUGCGCAACAAAAUGGGAGUGAAUGGUUGA